Messenger RNA from Ictalurus furcatus (blue catfish), 4680 nucleotides. RefSeq names its product zinc finger protein 541-like. Gene Ontology annotation, cellular component: transcription regulator complex; histone deacetylase complex. Gene Ontology annotation, biological process: negative regulation of DNA-templated transcription; regulation of transcription by RNA polymerase II. The record is from RefSeq and is a predicted model, not a curated record. Gene Ontology annotation, molecular function: transcription corepressor activity. The transcript has 11 exons. Lineage: Eukaryota; Metazoa; Chordata; Actinopteri; Siluriformes; Ictaluridae. Bases 433 to 2463 code for a protein of 676 amino acids.
GAAAAGACGUUUAUGUCAUGUUUAUAUCAUAUGUGCAACGUAAAAAAUAUAUAUAGAUAAAUUGAACGCAGCAUACGUUUUAGCUCUACACAGGCUAAUCUGGGCGCGUGCAGUAGCUGUUUACUUCUUGCUAGCUUGUUGACGCUUUUAACAGACUGCUUUUAAUUGAACUAAUUUAAUCUUCACACACUUUUAAUUACCUUUUAUUUUACGCUAGUUGUGCUGGGUUUUCACAUUUAAUCGUCGUUUCCAAGCAUGGUCCACUGAAAAACGAACUUCAGUACUAAAUAUAGCAUAAGAGUAGGUUCUGAAAUAGAAUACAUACUGUGUAGUAUACAUACAUGCUAGUGUGGUUGUGCUCAUUUACUCUUAUCUCUACUCAGUCUGCGUAGCUUGAUCGGUUUUGAAGGCUGGCAUAAAAUACACAGCAUCAUGGCUGACAAUGAAGUGACCACGAGUCAUCAUGCUUUAAUGGAGGUCAUGGAGCCUUCAGAUAUGAAUCUGCCCCUGCCGUCCGAGACGGAAAACCUCCAAGAUGAUGUGAUUUUAAUCAGUCCCUUAACCCCACCACUAUCCUCCCUUCCAGCUCUGAAGCAACGUCAGCUCUGGAUGGACACAGAGUGUGGAGUAAGCAGUAACGCUGACGAAUCUUUUUCAGUGAAGCCUUCUGACAGCGUGAGAGACACGGAGCCUCUGUUUGGACGCGAGCUCAUGCCUACAGAGUUAAUGCAGAGGGGCAAUUUCAAGACACACGAGUGUUCGGAGUGCAGAAAAGUAUUCAGGACCACGUACGCUCUCAACAAGCACUUGCUCACCCACCAACUGGAAAUAUCUCAUGUCUGUAAUAUCUGCCAGAAAGAGUUUAAACGCCACAAUCACCUCACAAGCCACAUGAUGACUCACCAGAAAAGGAAGGAUUAUCGUUGCUCUCAUCCUGGCUGCCAGAAGAUGUAUUGUGGCUACCGCUCACUAAAACACCAUUGUGCCACGCAACAUGGUACAUACCUCCUCCCUCCAUCCUCACAGCCCAGUGCCCUUAACACCCAACCAUGCCCACCUCUGCGGGAGCCUUUAAAGCUUCCUGCAGUGAAUGAUGGUGCAUCGACCUCAGCUGACUAUCACUCUUACCUCCCUCCACCGAAACCUCGUUCCAUCCUUCAGUUUGAGGGUUACACCAGCUGUGGAACCAGUUACAACAAUUACACUUUGGCAGAAAAUCUCGACUUGAGCCGCAAUCCCAAGGACCCCAACGUAUUUCGAGUAAAACUUCCUGUGAACUCUAAAGCGUGGAGCCUAGCGGGAGAUGGAGCUUCUUGCAGUUUUGUGACUGCAAAUGACUUGCCGGCAUCUCAUAAUACGGUGAUGUCAAACCAAUGGGUAUCAACUUCAAGUCUUGGGGGUAGUGUGGUGGACCCAGUAGAACCAGAAACAGUCCAUACUUGGGAACGUAACUUGGAUUUUUUAGUAACAAAGGAGGUAAAUGGUACUGGAAUGGGGCGUCAGCCAUCUUCAAUUUGCUCCAGAAGGAAUCGACCCACUUUGUUGAAGCUUAGCAUGCAACAGCAUGAACCUCGGAAUGAGCAUGAGGCUCCUCACAUGAGUGGAGAAGCAUCAUGCUCAAAAUCAAAUAUUGCUGGAUCAUCAGCACUCCAGAUGAAACCCAUCAUUCCUCCUUUACCCCCUACACCCAAGACCAAGAAGAAGAGAAUAAGGAAGAAGAACUUGAAGGCUGCCAUUAUUCCCAUCCUUCCUCUACCUUCUCCCAGAUCAACUAGUCAAAGACAAACCAGACCCCACCCUACUUACCUCAUUUCCCCCAGCCAGGUAGCCAUGGCAUCCUUUAGGAAAGAGAGCGCCCCCUCUGACACACUCAAGGGAGGAAGCGCUACUGCAAUGACACGAAAUGGAAGAGAGUCUGGUGAAAGAACAUAUCUAAAAUACCCACCUAGCAGGCAUGCAGAGUCCUCACCUUCACGUCCACAAGUCCCAGCAACCUCCUGCAAGAUGGACCAACAGUUAGUGGACUCAAUCUUUUCAACAAAGGGUGGGCGAGUGGACAUGGCUGGUGAUUGUUACCAGCCGGACCAGGGAGUCCAGCUUUCCCCACUCGUCAUCCCAGUUUCUUUCCCUGUCUCAAGCAAAAAAGCCGCAUUCGACCUAGCCUCUGGACAAACAGUCAAGAAGCAGCAGAAUGUCAAACAUCUGUCCUCGACGUCUCGUCAGAUGUCCAGUCUUCUUAGGAGCUUAAUCACAUCCAACCUGGCGGCAGGAGGUUACCCGAGUCAGCUGCGUUCACCCACCUACCUCACCGACCACCUGCUGAACAUUGAUCCACCUCCCUAUACUCCACCUCCCAUGCUAAGCCCGCUACGACCAGGAACAGGGCUCUAUUUCAACACCCUACCCCAGUACCAGCCUUGCCUGCCACCACCUAGCAUCUAUUCUGCUUCCCCGGGUGGGUAACUAAUAUCAAAGGUGGCAUUUGUUUCUCAUUAACGUCAUACUAAAAGUUGAAUUCUCACUGCUGACUUCUCUCCAGAUGGUCAAGACAAGAUCUCUUUAAUCUUGGAUAAUACGGUCGUCAGUAUAAAUCCGUGAGUCACUUCUACCAUCACUGGUAUGUUUUGUCACUCAUUCUCUCACAUAUUAUUGUGCCUUCUUUUUUUUUUUUUUUUUAUAUAGAAAGAUCAAUGUAGGUUCACGUUUCCAAGCUGAGAUCCCUCCACUGCGCAAUCCUUUGCUUAUUCUGUAUGAUGAGCACCCUGCUCAGCUUGUCUGGGCUCCAUGGGGAGACCUGUCCACUAAUCCCAAGACACAGCAGAAGGGUUUGUUUCCGCCACACUCAGACUUACAAACCUCAUAAUGCGUGGAUUUUUUGGUGCAGUAUUGAGAAUGGAGGUAGAGUGUGCAAUUUUGUGCCACAGUUACAGAAUUCCUAGACAUGUGCUGUUCCAGUGUGCUACCAGGAGGGGGCACAAACACCGAACUUGCACUUCACUGUCUGCAUGAAGUCCAAGGAGAAAUUCUAGCUGCACUGGAUUUGCUCUUAGUUAGAGGAGAUUAUUGGACUUCCUGUCACCCACUAAAUGACUAUCAUUACACAGGGUCUGACCAUUGGACUUCUCAGGAGAUGAGACUCUUCCAGAAAGCUCUGCUCAGUCACACCAAGGAUUUUCAGUUAAUUCAUAAAGCGUUACAGACCAAAUCAGUGGCCCAGUGUGUGGAGUAUUAUUACACCAUGAAGAAGCUGAAGAAGUUCAAGCAGCGGUGCAGAGAAAUAGAAAACACAGAUGGCGCUGGAAUGAAUUCUGUAUGGUCAUAUUAUUAAGAAAUAGGCUUUUUAUGUAUGUAUGUAUGUAUACAGUGCCCUCCACUAAUAUUGGCACCCUUGGUAAAUAUGAGCAAAGAAGGCUGUGAUAAUUGUCUUUAUUGUUUCAUUUUCACAAAAUUCACAAAAAUACUCCGCUGUCAUAGAUAUUAAACAAUUGCAAACACAACACAGGUUUAUCAAAAAAAAAAACAUUUUUCAAAUAUCAAUUUUUUAAAUAUCAAUGGGAACAUACUUCAAAUAUAUUUUUCUCAUAUAAAUUCAUAGGGGUGCCAAUAAUUGUUGCAAACCUAUAUUUAACUUUAUAAACCUGUGUUUUGUUUGCAAUUGUUUGAUUUCCAUGACAGAAGAUGAUUUUUUUUUUUUUAAAACAAAAGAUCAAAAGGUUAUCCAUCCAUCUUCUAUACCGCUUAUCCUUUUCAGGGUCGCGGGGGAACCUGGAGCCCAUCCCAGGGAGCAUUUGGCACAAGGCGGGGUACACCCUGGACAAGGUGCCAAUCCAUCGCAGGGCACCAAAAGGUUAAACAAUAAAGACAAUUUUUCACAGCCUUCUUUGCUCAUAUUUACCAAGGGUGCCAAUAUUAGUGGAGGGCACUGUAUGGAGUCUGUAAUCUAAUUGUAGCAUAUGACAAAUGCUUGCUCUUGCUUGAGCUUACUGUAAAGCAAUACUUUAAAACCUUGGGUGUUAGGAGUCUCACAGUGCCACAGAUGAGCAGUAGAAUGAUAAAACUGGAGCCAGGAAAUCUUUAAACACACUGAAGGGAAUGCUUCUAUGCCAUCCUGCCAAAAACUGGGAAUAUACCUGUGAGGAGUGUGGCAGGUUCUGCUCUACAGUAUGCUGUAUAUUUUCCAUUCUAGUAUACAUUUUCUUUUGGUGUCUUAAGGUUAAUCAUAUACACAUUACCUCAAAAUAUGUAUGUGUAUUUUUCAGGGGUUUUCAUAAGACAAAUAUUCACAAUGCUCAUAUGAAAACCCAUGGGCAUCAGGAGAGAGAGAGGGUUUUAUCGUGUGCACAGCUUGUCCCAGGAGGCAGGGUCAAGGAGCAGACAGGUUAGAGGUCAGUCGUAGUCUUGCCAAUGUUUGAAAGAUCUGUGCCCAUAUGGACCAUCAGAAUAGGGGUUUGGUUUGACCUCAAUCUGUGAUCUUAAUCUAUAAUCAAUCGUAUAUUAGAAAUUAGUGACACCGGUCAGUUUAAUUUUAGAAGUUAAAUCAAAAUAUUUUCAAACGUAAGACAAUAAUUUGAAAAGCCAUGUUAUUCACGUUAUAUCAGUUUUUAAAAUGACCUGUUUUUGUUCAAAUAUCCAAGUUUUCAUGGUCAUAAAUAAAAAGGAAAAUGCUUGUUGUUCAAUACC